Molecule: messenger RNA, 8294 nt
Organism: Dunckerocampus dactyliophorus (ringed pipefish)
Lineage: Eukaryota; Metazoa; Chordata; Actinopteri; Syngnathiformes; Syngnathidae
Gene: flvcr2b
Product: FLVCR heme transporter 2b
Exons: 9
Coding region: 2213-3814 (533 amino acids)
Biological process (GO): transmembrane transport; heme export
Cellular component (GO): membrane
Molecular function (GO): heme binding; heme transmembrane transporter activity
Source: RefSeq, a predicted model, not a curated record
UGGAGGUGGUGUGAAGUUUGACAACGUUUUGUGUUACAAUCACAAAAAAGUUAAUUGCCGUGCGAAGGUACAACUGGUGACCUGUGACCUUUGGUGUCUAAUACAACCAUGAUUUGCUCAAAUUUUACACACACGUGCUUGUCAGUCCCCGAAAGGUGUGUUCCAAAUUUUGUGGUUAUUCGGCGUAACACCCUAAAAGUUACAGGGGGCGCUUUGUAGAGCUGUGUGAGAAAUUUCAAGUCAAUCCGACAUAUGGGGUUCAACAACAGCGCCACUAUGUGUUGUAUUUGUAAGCAAAAUAAUAGAUACUUUAUGUGUCGCCAAGGGCCGCAUGUUGUUUUGUGUGCAAGAGUUGGCUUCCCCAAUUUUUUCGCAUGUGUGUACAUCCACUAGUUGACAGUAACAUUUUUAGCGUGCUUCCACAGCAUGUUGACCUACUGGAGCAGAAAAUUGGCUAAACCAGGCGUGUCCAAAGUGCGGCCUGGACGCCAUUUGCGGACCGCAGCUGUAUUUUUAUUGGCCCGUGGCACGUUCUAAAAAUACAAUUAAACAAGAAGAGGAAAAAACACAGCAACGUUUGGAAUCGGCAAUAAUUUUACAAGACUGAAGUCAAAAUAUGAAGAGAAAAAAGGUGUAAUCUAGAGAGAAAAAGUAAAAAAAAAAAAAAAUAAUAAUUUAAAACAUUUUUUUAAAACUUGUAAUAUUAUUAGAAACAAACAUAGCAAAAAUUUAAGUUUUUGGAAAAUUAGGUUUGGGCAAAAAGUUAAAAUAUGUGAAUAACAUCAUAUUAUUAUGAAAAGAAUAUUUAAGAAGAAAGUGUAAAUGGUGAGCAUUAUUUUUAAAGUCAUCAUAUUUUGAAAAACUAAACAAAAUAAAAGGUUGGGGAAAAAGUUAUAAUAUUAAUAAAAUCUAAAUAUUGUGGGAACGACGUCAUAUUACGAGAAGAAAAUUUACAAGGAGAAAGUUGAAAUAUUUGGAAAAUUAAAAAAAACAGCAGAAAUUGAAUGAAAUCUUAUGAGAAUAAAGUUGAAAUAUUAAGAAAAAAAAAUGUGUGUUCUCCUGAGAAAAAAAGUCACAAUUUCAUGAGAUAAAGUUAUAAUAUUAUGAGGAAAUAUGUUAUUUUCUCAGCAUAUAGUUGAAAUAUAGAAGAAAAAAAGACAUUAUUUUUUAAAAGUUGUAAUAUGAGAAACAAACAAGACAAGAUAAAAUCACAAUUUUUGGAAAAUGAGGUUGGGGCUAAAGUUAUAAUAUGGGAAUAAAGUUAAAAUAUUAUGUGAAUAAUGUAAUAUUACGAGAAGAAAGUUUCCAAAGAUUAUUUACUAGACGAAAAAAAAACAAACAGCAAAAAUGGGGGGAGCAAAGACCACAGUUCAUACUAACAAUAAGCUUUUUCAGCUACAUCACUGACAUCUUCCUCACUUUUAGCAUCAUUGUGUGUGGAAUACGCUGUUUCCGUUUAAUGGGGUGUAACGUUUUGGUCAAAGCACAGGUUUUAGAUGCAGCAAAGUGCGUUUGGUGCACUGUGACCUGUUAUACUUCAGGAAUCACUGAAACGUAACAUCCACCGUUGGGUGUUAUUUAUUUCAUUGUCUUUGUCACAGACUUUUUCAUGUCUCGUGUCCCUCUCGUCAUCCAGCCUGCUUGGUAGCGAGAGAGGAGGGAAACAAACACAUGUCACAAACAUGCACAUGUCACAGUAUUGAAGCCGGCAAAAUUAUCGAGUUCGUUUUUAUUUAUCGUGCGGUUAAUUGAUUUAUUGACUAUCUUGACAGGCCAACUUGCAUCCUUUUUUUUUCAGCAUGUGGCCCUCGGUGGGAAAAGUUUGGACACCCCUGGGCUAAACGUCACCAGUGAAUCUUUAUAAGGUGUGGUUUUGGUAUUCCAAGUGAAUUCUAUAACCUAAGUCGGCCAUCUGUAGAAAGGAAUGCGACCUAAAUGUCAUCAUCAAAUAACUGGGACAUUAACCUGGUGAUAUUUAACCAGUAGCGUCUGGUCGUGGUUGACAGUUGAAACCAGAAUUACUAUUGGCGGUAGUCGCAUCAUGUGAGAUAUGGGGCAUGACAAUGUGCUGACCCGUGAAAGAAUCCUCACCAGCUGCACUCCCUCCUUGGCUGCUCCUGUGACAAGAAUAAAGCCAGCAUUCUGCACAGCGGACUUGGAGAGCUGCAGUGUGGACUCUUAAAAAGCCUCACCUUCCAGGGACCUGCCCGUGAUGCCUUGGAACAAUUCUUUAACAGGCAACCGUGCAAAUUGUGGAUUCAGCCGUGAAGAAAAGCAGAAAAGCUCCAUGGGCUCAAAGACCCUCCUCCCUCCAGGCUUGGCAUCAGUUCAGUGGACUCCAGGACCUUUAAGUCCCAGUGAAUCCCACUUGUGUUUGAUAGGUGAGCAGGUGAUCCAGAACGCUGAGACGAAGCUGUACCAUCGUCGCUGGCUCAUGCUGUUUCUCUUCAGCGCCGUCUCAGCCAGCAACGCCUUCAUGUGGCUGCAGUACGGCAUCAUCAGCAACAUCUUCAUGAAGUUCUACAACAUAGACGCUCUAGCCAUAGAUUGGCUGUCCAUGAUCUACCUGCUCACCUACGUCCCGCUCAUCCUCCCCGUCCUGUGGCUUCUGGACAACAGGGGCAUCCGGGACGUGGUCCUUGCGGGCUCGGCCUUUAACUGCAUUGGCGCUUGGAUUAAAGUCGGUAGCGCUAGUCCGAAUUUGUUUGCGCUCACCUUUUUUGGACAGUUUGUUUGCUCGGUGGCUACGGUGUUCGUGCUCGGUAUUCCGUCGUAUAUCGCCUCCGUGUGGUUCGGGGAGGAGGAGGUCUCCACCGCCUGUUCCAUCGGGGUUCUUGGAAAUCAGUUGGGUAUCGCCAUCGGGUUCCUGGUGCCCCCCAUCCUGGUGCCGAAUGUGGACAACGUGGACGAGCUGGCCCACCACAUCAGCAUCAUGUUCUACAUCACAGCCGGGGUGGCCACUUUCCUCUUCAUCCUCGUUGUCUUUGUCUUCCAGGAGCGGCCUAAACUCCCUCCGACCCAGGCUCAGGCCACCGCCCGGAGCAUCCCACCUGAGCACUACUCCUACACCGCCUCCAUUCUCAGGCUUCUCCGCAACAGGCCCUUCAUCCUCCUGAUCAUCACCUACGGGCUGAACGUGGGCUGUUUCUACGCUGUGGGCACCUUGCUGAACCGCAUGAUCAUCAAGCACUAUCCCGGUGAAGAGGUGAACGCAGGGAGGAUCGGCCUCACCAUCGUUAUCGCCGGCAUGCUGGGCUCCCUCAUCUGUGGGGUGUGGCUGGACAGGACCAAAACGUACAAACAGACCACCGUGGCCGUGUACUUCAUGUCUCUGGUGGGGAUGAUCGUCUACGCCGCUACGCUCAAUCUGGGGCACCUAUGGGUGGUCUUCAUCACUGCUGGAGGUCUUGGGUUCUUCAUGACGGGCUACUUGCCGCUCGGCUUUGAGUAUGCAGUGGAGCUGACCUACCCUGAAUCGGAGGGAACGUCCUCCGGGCUGCUCAACUGUUCAGCACAGGUUUUUGGCAUCAUCUUCACCAUCGCUCAGGGCAAGAUCAUCGACGAUUUCGGCACGCUGCCCGGGAACAUCUUCCUCUGCGUCUUUCUUCUGGUUGGCACCAUCAUGACAGGCUUCAUCAAGUCUGAUUUGCGGAGACAAAAAGCAAACAUGUUGGCCAAAGCAGAAGUAAGUGUGACACAAGCAGGCGAUUUGUUGCGGAUGUGCAGGAGAACUUGUGUGCUGUGUUGUGUCUUCCUGUCAAGGUCGUGUGUGUGUGUGUGUUUGCGUGCGUGUCCCGUGCUUCCCCAGAAAUAACACACCCUGUGGUUAUUUUUGCCGCCUUGUGUUCCUCCUGCAUGCCUGCAAUAUCUUCAUCUCUCUGCAUUUUUGAAAACAGGGCUUCCCAAGCUACAUUUAAGUGUCAUUAAAAACAAUUGACCCAAAUAUAAAACCACCCUGAAUAUGAGACCUCCCCUCUUUUUCAAGACCUGCUUUCUGUUGGAAACUUGACAAGGCAACUGUUGUUUGCUAGCUUGGUCUCAGUGUCACGGCUGCUUCUCUGUAGGUCACUGGUGGGUGGGUGUGUGUGUGACAGGAAGAAAAGCUCUGAAUCCCUUGUGGAGCAGUCGUUUGGCACCACCUGCCGUUAUCCUAUCUCUAGAUCCUUGAUGAUAAGACAACCUUUACAAGGGUAAAAUACCGUCUUAUAUUGGGGUCAAUACGGUAUCAGUAAGGCCCUGUAGUGGUCCACAGACCAGGGGUUGGGAGUCCCUGCUGUGAAAGAAACACAAGUGUGUCGGUUUCAUGUGAAAACUUCCAAAUACUGCUACUCCUAAAUGCUGUCUUUUUGCCUUAACCUUAUUCAUCUGUCCUGUUUGUCUUGUUGUGCAUUUAUUUCCACCUGACAUGUUUCAUACCACAACCUGACCCCAAAUAAAUGCACAACAACAAAAGGUAGUCUACCGUAAAUGCUCCAAUUAUGGCAUCUGCUCACUGAACCACAGAGUCUCAUGUAGUCGCCGGGUGGGUGGCUGACAUAAACAAAUGCCACCAUGUCAAAAUAACAUCGGCUGUGGCUGUGGGCAACCUCCUCGAAGCAUCAUGAGCGAUCCGCUUUAUCUGCCUCUGCGUGCGCUUUAAAAUGUCACAUUUGGCAGCUGUUGGAGUGAACAUCAUGCGUGUUCCACUUGCCGCAGUGUUGUUUACUAUCAAGUCACCAGCGGCAUUCAUGCCAGCUGAGCAGUUUGCUGCGAGCUGUGUUGAGUGGAAAGCCGGACUUGCGUGUUCAGCGAAGGUAGCUCUCUUUUUAAAGCAACUGUGUCGCCAUGGUAACUUAGGCUAAGCUGAUAGCCCGGUCGGGACCAGCUUAAAAUCAGCUAUGAAAGUGCCACUGUUUCACUCUUUCACUCAUUCGGAAAUGGCGUCACCAGUUAUUGAGAACCUGCGAGGUUCCUGAAGGGAGAUGGGGGGGGGAUUUUAAAAAGAGCAUUCCCAGUGGGGUGGAGUUUUUAUAAUAAUCAGCGUUAACUUGCGCAUUCACACCAGCGGCAGCGGUCCUCGCUCGCUGCAGUCAUCGUCUUUUGGGAACUCAUUUUUUGUAAAAUACACUGGCUGGGAAGUAGAAUAACAGGACGUCAAACGCCCCCUUUCAUGUGAACGCGCACGAAGCACAAAGCCGAAAACCGAACGUGGCAAAGUAAGUUGGUGACCGCCGUGGAGGGACCAAUGGAGUCUGACUGCGGAUGUCAGGUUUUGUUGAGUUCCAUCUUGAGCACAAAGCCUGGGUUGGUUGAGCCACUUUCGCCGAGUACGGCAUAAAAACUAAAAAUGAAAAUAAAAAAUGGCUUAAAUAAAAACGUAAAAAAAAAAUUAUAAAAAUGACUUCAGUAAAAACUUCUUUUCAAAAUGUAAAAAAAAAAUUAAUAAAAAUAAAAUGACUUAAAAGUGCAAAAAAUAAUACAUUUAAUCAAAAUAACAAUGAAUACAAAUGCAACUAAUGAAAAUAAUUGUAAAUAAUAACUUGCAUACAAACAAAACAUUAAAAUGACUUAAAAUUAAAAAAAAAAUAACACAAAUGAAUAAAAGUAAAAAUUAAUUAUAAAAAUGACUUAAAAGUGGGUCAUGACUUAAUGACCACUGGAAAAUGUGGGUCCCAAGUUGAGACUGUUUUAGAAGCCCUGGUCUAAGACGGCUAGGGUUUCCUUUCCACUUUCUCAUGCACUCCAAAUGAUAUCUAUUAUUCAUUAUUUUUAUAAUGAAAGUAAAAAAGGUGGUGAAAUGAUGAGAUGCUGUACAUAUAAAUAAAGAUAUAAUGAGAGCAUUUACGGUACGUGCUUUUUAUUAGACAACAUUGACAUCAUUUCCUGUUAAAAGUGCUUGAAUUUGCCAACACCCAAUCACAACAAGAGCUUGCAUUCAUUCAGAAUACUAUCCAAUCACGUGCUGAACCUGCUGGGGUGAAAGGUCAUGCUGGCCCUCCCUUUCUCCAUCACAUGCCAUACUCACACUUCACUCUGGUUUACUAACACGGCCAUCUAACCAGGUGUUGCCAGUAUGAGAAAUGAAAUUGUCCUGGCAGUGUGGACGCUCACCGCGGUGUGAAAUGAAUGACAAGUGAUCAGCGGCUGUUAUUUUAGGAGGAGCCCAAGACGUCGGGACAAGACUACGGCGCCACGGCCUUAAUCCCGGGGCCGCAGACGCCACCUUCACUAUAAACAUUACCACAAAAAAAUUAAUCUAAUCAUAACUCCACCCACAGACGCACAAAGGUAAUAAUAAGCACACACACACACACACACACACACACUAAUCGCUGUGCUUCACCUUUGACCUGCUUCUUCAUCUUCUACUUCUUACUACAAUCAAGAGUUGGACAAUCAAUAAGUGACGCAGUUUAUUCAUUAAAGUCAUUCCCUCAACCUGUGGCAACUUUCCAACGCCGCUGAUGCAACUGACUUUUCCACUGCACUCAUUUCCAAGUGACGUGGCAGCCUGCUGUGGAGUGGAGGGACUCUCUUGUACUUACUCGCUCCUCCACAAGGGGGGGACAUGCACCAGUAUAAGCCUCGACAUACUGUAGUUACUGUACGUAGACGCCGCCAUAUUGGAUGUGUCAAGGCUGCGCUUUGCAUGAAUACAAGUCAAUGUGCUUACUUUCAUAAAGCGCCUUUCUACAAGAAAUUGAAGCUAAUACCGCUGGUUUGUACGUUGUUCUGUAUAGCUGAUGUAAUGUCAAUUACUCCGGUGUGGGAUCAAUGAAGUACUUAUCUUAGCCAUCUGAGAAGUUGUUUUUGGUGCCCAACUGUUUCCCAAGUAUAUUAGUGCGUGUGUCAAUGUACAAACCAGAGGCAUUAGCUUCAAUUUCUCUGAAGAAAGGCGCUUUACGAAAGUACUUGUGGUCAGCCUUGACACAUCCAAUAUGGCGGUGACGUUGACGUACGGCUCAGCGCUCCGUGCGGCGUCUACGUAUAUACAGCAUGUCUAGGAGUAUAACGGCUGGUCUCUUAAUGCUAUUUAUAAAGUACAAUUGUUCUUAGUGUGCACCGAAUACUGUUACGUACAGAUGUCACACACUGCGUCUUUCAAAUCAAAUAUAACAUGUCAGAACUGCAUUAAUCAGCAAAUAAGGCAAAAACGGAUGUUUUCACAAGAAAUAAAAAUUUAUCUUCCAAGUUUUUGGUAUUUUUAUUAAUAGAUUUCUUUGUACACUAAUAAAGGGCAUUUAUAAGAGUAAUAAGUUAUGUCAUUGCAUUUUAGAAAUGUGUUUUUAUACAUUAUAAACUGGAUAAACCACGAUCUUUGUUAGGUGUGUGUACAGUAUUAUAUGAACUGUGAAGGAUAUAUUGAAAUAGUAUAAUAACUUAUAAAUAUUAACAUUAUCAUCGUAUUUAUUACAUUUACUAUGUUUAAUAUUUUUUUUUUUUUACAAAUUAUUUUAUUACAAAUGAUUUAUUAUACAAAUGUUAAUCCCUGAGGAAAAAUGCAUCAAUAUGAAUUAAGCUGAUGAUGUUUCGUGUGGUCCCAAUACUGUUUUGUAAAGACACAUAUAAAUUAUACUAUUUCAUAUAAAUGACCAAUGAAUUGCCAUCAAUCAGCAAAUAAGUUAUACAUUUUCAUGAAUGUUUUUGUAUUUUUUAUUUAUAUAUUUCUUUGUACACUAACAAGGGAAAUUUAUACGAGUAAUAAAUAUAAAUUUAUGUAAAUAUAUCAACUUAACGUUUUGAUUUUUUUUGACAUUAUAAACUUCAUGGUAAAAUAUAAAACAGUAUUUAACUUGUUUGUACUAUAAAGGAUAUAUUGAAGUAGUAUAAUUAUUAUCGAUGUACUUAACAUAGUAUUUAUUACUUUUACUAUAUUUGAUAGUAAAAUCAUUUUUUUAGGAAUUAUUUAUUUUAUUACAAAUGAUUUAUUAUAAAAAUGUUAAUGAUACCUGAGGAAAAAUGUGAGAAUUAAGCAAAUUAUGUCAUUCUUUACUUUACAUAUAUUUUUGCUAAAAAAUUCCUUUUAAAAAUUAAAAAUGAUUAUGCAAAUGUCAUUAACUGAGGGAAAUGUGUGAAAAUGAAUGAAGCGGAUGUAUUUUCUAACUAUUAAUGUGAAAUUAUAGUAAAAAAAAAAAUCAAUUGUACAGAUUUGAACCCCAAAGGGGAGUUUAUAUUCUCAUGAAUUCUAUAAAAAUGGUAAACAUUUAAUAACCAUCAUUUCAUUUUUGUUCAGGCCCUGAAUGAUUUAGAGGGAAAAAAGUGUAUACGUACAUUGAACGUAUCAUACAAAUGAUUAAUCUCUUCAUAUUGUGUUU